Cyphomyrmex costatus is the source of this 2661-nucleotide messenger RNA. RefSeq lists its product as uncharacterized. NCBI's taxonomy places the organism in Eukaryota, Metazoa, Arthropoda, Insecta, Hymenoptera, Formicidae. The record is from RefSeq and is a predicted model, not a curated record. Gene Ontology annotation, biological process: DNA integration. The coding region runs from base 1 to 2661 and encodes 886 amino acids. The transcript has 5 exons. Gene Ontology annotation, molecular function: nucleic acid binding.
AUGAUAUUUUCGGAUAAUGGUAGACAGUUUGUGUCGAAGAAAUUUGCUAAUUUUUGUAAGAACAAUGGAAUUAACCAUAGAACGUCAACUCCGUAUCAUCCAGCUAUUAACGGUCUAGCAGAGAAUGCAGUGGGCAAUUUUAAAAGAGGAUUAUUAAAAGCGUUAGCAGAUAAGCGAAAUGCGUCAGUUGAGUUUGUUGAAAGGGAAAAGGCUAGAGAGAAGCAGGUGCGAUAUUUUAAGGAAAAUAGAGAAAUUGAGUUUGAGCCAGGAAAAAUGGUAUAUGUGAGAGAUUAUAAGUGUCCAACGAAGCCAACUUGGCGUAAAGCGAUUAUUAAGAAUAAAUUAGGUGUUAGAACUUAUUUAUGUAGAACGUUAGAUGCAGAAGGAUUAGUAUGGAAAAGACAUACAGAUCAAAUUGUAAAGGCUGGAGAGUUUUAUAGUAAGGAAGAGGCCUAUUUGAUGCAAAAGGAAGAAGGAAAGGAUUUGAAAGAGUCGAAAAUUGUUAAAGAACCAGAAAGUGAGGGUAAACAGGUCGUAAUUCAGAAAGAAGACGAAGCGAAGAUUAGUAUUGCUAAGCGUAAAAUCGUGAGAGCCAUGCAAAACGUACAGGAUGAGCUUAAGGUAUUAAAGCAACGCCGCACGACACUAAAGUCGCAGUGCACGCGGUUUCAAACAUAUGUGGAUGCUGUGGACAUUCAGAGCGUUUCCAUCAUAGAGCUGCGUGCUCGUUUACAAAGGUUCACACCAUGUUGGAAUGAGUUCAACGGAAUUCAAGGUAGGAUCGAAGCGUUAGAUAAUAGCGAUCAAAGUGAGAUGAAUCAAGAGGAGGAAAGAGAAUCAUUCGAAGGCAAAUAUGACGAGUGUACAGCAUUCCGUAACAUGUUCCACAGUAUGAUUCAUCAGAAUGCUGCACUGCCAGAUGUUCAAAAGAUGCAGUAUUUGGUAUCGGCGCUAAAAGACGAGGCGUAUGACGUAAUUUCGUCACUCGAACCUUCCGCAGAAAAUUACAGGGAAGCGUGGCAAAUGCUCAAUGAGAGAUAUGACGAUCCUAGUUUGAUAAUCAGUAAGCAUGUAAAGGCGUUGUUUGAUCUUCCGCAUAUGAGUAAAGACAAUCAUGUUGUUUUGAGAAAGCUUUUGGAUACGGUGGUAAAGCACAUACGAGCGCUUAAGGCGUUGAAGAGGCCAAUAGAGCAUUGGGACGACCUAAUGUUACAUAUAGUUACAACUCGGUUAGAUCACGCAACUGCCAGAGAAUGGGAAACUACCAUAGAUAGAGGUAGUAUUCCCUCUUUCAAACAACUUAUAACAUUUUUAACUCAACGUUGCAGAGCAUUGGAAGCAUCAUCAAGAGAUCAGCAUUCAAAGAUAGCGAGUGAAAAGUCAUCGCAGAAUAAAAAGAUUGCAGCACACGUAGUUACCACGAAGAACGGCUGUGCGUAUUGCCACUUGGAAAAUCAUAGUAUUUACAAAUGUAAAGAUUUCUUAGCGCUUCAGGUGGAUCAGCGAAUAAAGGAGGCAAAGACUCGCAAGAUGUGCCUUAAUUGUCUAAAGAGCGCAUCAAGCCAAAGAUUGCUCAGCCGCGUAUCGGAAGCAGGUACAAAGCCUAGCGAAUCUAGCGAAGAAAAUUCGAAAACAGCUAGCAUAAGCUGUACGUCAGUGAAGGAAGCACAACAGGUUUUAUUAGCAACAGCGAUAAUCAAUGUGCAGGACGCUACAGGAAAAAUUAAAUCCGUCAGAGCCUUACUCGACAAUGGUUCACAGUCGUGCUUUAUUACAGGUAACUGUUGUAAGGAGCUGGGGCUUAAACUACAAUCAAUCAGUGUGCCGAUUUACGGAUUGGCUCAGCAGCAGACUCAAGUCAGAAAUUCAGCAAAAGUAAUGAUACAAUCUAGAAUCACUGGGUUCAAGAGGACAUUAGAUUGCUUGGUGAUCGAGAGAAUUACCCAGGAUCUACCUUGCAGUAUGGUGGAUAGAGUGGGCUUACACAUUCCGAAGAACAUUCCACUUGCGGACCCGCAAGUCGAUAAACCGUCGAGCAUCGACAUGCUGCUAGGAGCGGAAAUUUUCUUUGAGCUAUUGGCCGUCGGAACGAUUAAAUCAGCAAAAAGCCAGCCAACGUGGCAGAACACUCUCUUGGGUUGGAUCAUUUCAGGAAAUUGCACCAGUGCUAGCCAGCUAUCCAAGGGAUCUGUUUGCAGUAUAGCCACAACUGAUCCGUUGAAUAAAGCUCUCACAAAAUUUUGGCAAAUUGAAAGUUGCGAGAGAAAAGAUACACGAACUCCUGAGGAGUGCUCUUGUGAGGACCACUUCAUGAAAACUCACAAAAGGGAUCAACAUGGAAGAUUCGUCGUUUCGCUUCUAGUCAAAGAGCAUAUGAUGAAACGUUUAGGAAAUUCGAAAGAAAUCGCGAUCCAGAUAUUUAAGAGUCUGGAGCGACGAUUUAAGCGUGACCCACAGCUCAAGGUGGAGUACAGCAAAUUUAUACACGAAUAUUUAGCGCUUGGACACAUGCGCGAGUUCACUAAUUCAGUCGACAACGUUUGGCCACAUUUCUACAUGCCACAUCAUUGCGUCAUAAAAACUGCCAGCAGCACGAGCAAGUUGAGAAGAUGUAUCGGCAGAUCAAGAUGGAUGCUGAACAAACAUCAUUACAAAGAAUAG